Molecule: messenger RNA, 1303 nt
Organism: Catharus ustulatus (Swainson's thrush)
Lineage: Eukaryota; Metazoa; Chordata; Aves; Passeriformes; Turdidae
Gene: CALHM6
Product: calcium homeostasis modulator family member 6
Exons: 2
Coding region: 67-978 (303 amino acids)
Molecular function (GO): monoatomic cation channel activity
Source: RefSeq, a predicted model, not a curated record
CACUUCUCUCUUUUUUCCUUUUCUGAUAGAGAUUUUUCUCUUCUCAAAGUAAGAAAAGGCAGAAAAAUGAAUAAGUUUCAUAAGGUACUGGAUUACUUGACCCAGCACCGGAAAGUUCUGGGUUACAGCACCAUGUCCCUGCUGACGGUCGGCAUUGAGCAAAUCUUCUCAUCUGUGGUGUUCAAGUGUCCCUGCAAUUCUGCUUCUGGGAACAUGCUGUAUGGUUUUUCCUUCCUCUUAGCACCUGCCUUCAUCCUCUUGCUGCUUGGCUACAUGGCGAAUGCUAGGACCUGGCUUCUGGUGACAGGCAAGUGCUCUCAGGAGAAGCAUCUCCAACGCAGUGCUGGGAGAGCCUGCCCCGGCUUGUGCCAGUUCUUGCAGCUGACAGCCAAAGCCUCAGUGGCCCCGCUCACCUGGAUAGCGGUGGCCCUGCUCGGAGCCAACUUCUAUGAGUGCGCGGCCAGCGGGACCAGCCCGGCAAUGUACUACUUCUGUAAAGAGAGUAGACCUGACUGCCCAACCCAGCUGAUUAAAACGCCCUGUGACAAGGAAUUAUCAGCAAACAUAGCAAGUGAACAGCUCAGCCUUCAGGCACAGUCCCAGCUGUUUGGAUGUCUCCUGAUAGCCAUCAUGACGACUGUGGCACUGACCUCAGCAUGUUUCAUCCACUGCUGCUCCCCGGUCAGCUAUCUUCAGCUCAAGUUCUGGAAAAUUUACUCAAAAACAGAAUGUCAAGUCUUUGAGACCAAAGCCAAAGAGCAUGCAACCAAGCUAGCAGAAAUAAAUACUAAUUGCUUUUUUGAAGCCACUGACCCAGCACCGUUUCAUACUCCCAGCAGAGAAGACUGGCAGAAGAUUUCAUCCUUGUAUACCUUUGACCCACAAGAGCAGUAUUACAGCAUGAUACACGAGUACGUGAACACCAAUGGAGGCAACAGCGCCAAAUUCGAGGAAGAAUGUCAGGAUCACGCUGUUUAGCAUUUGUGGAGGGAGCCCAGAUAGAGUUCUAAUGAGAGAAAUCCAUUUCAAAGCUGGCAGUCUUCCAACCCUACAGAUAUACGAAGACUUAUUCUCCACUUUUACUGAAAUCUAUGCAAACUGAAGGUGAAAGCUGAUAGUUGUAACCCUCAGUAGAUUUGGUUUUAAAUACAUUUUAAUCCUUUUGCUUAAGUAAAUUAAAUGGUGUUUUCUUAUGUUGCUUUUCAUUGAGAAGAGUCAUAUGUAAAAUAAUCAGCAUCCACAAAGAUGUCACCACUUAUUAUGUCAAGCUAUUACCAAAACCUUAAAAGCACUUGGCAGGUGG